Messenger RNA from Theileria orientalis strain Shintoku, 1389 nucleotides. Its product is annotated as DNA helicase. NCBI's taxonomy places the organism in Eukaryota, Apicomplexa, Aconoidasida, Piroplasmida, Theileriidae. The record is from RefSeq and is a predicted model, not a curated record. The coding region runs from base 1 to 1389 and encodes 462 amino acids. The transcript is spliced from 8 exons. Gene Ontology annotation, cellular component: NuA4 histone acetyltransferase complex; R2TP complex; Swr1 complex. Gene Ontology annotation, biological process: box C/D snoRNP assembly; regulation of transcription by RNA polymerase II; chromatin remodeling. Gene Ontology annotation, molecular function: DNA helicase activity; ATP binding; ATP hydrolysis activity.
AUGAGUAAAACUAUAGAAAUAUCGGACAUCACGAAGAUAGAAAGGAUAGGAAUCCACUCCCAUAUCACAGGACUGGGCCUGGACGAGAACUUAAACCCAGAGUACACGGGAGAUGGGCUAGUGGGCCAAGUGCAGGCAAGAAGAGCCGCCGGUGUUGUUGUAAAUAUGCUUAAGGAAGGAAAGAUAGGAGGAAGGGCAAUUCUUUUGGCAGGGCAGCCGGGAAGUGGAAAGACGGCAAUAGCAAUGGGAAUUUCGAAAGCACUUGGAGAGGACGCGCCAUUCACACACAUCAACGCAUCCGAGGUCUAUUCGAUGGAACUGAGCAAGACUGAAUCACUAACACAGGCGUUCAGAAGAUCAAUCGGCCUGAGAGUGAAGGAGGAGUCGGAAGUGAUAGAAGGAGAGGUCACGGAAAUCGAAAUAGACAGAUUCACAAAUCCGACGAGCACAAGCAGUAGAGAUAAGCUGGGGAAGAUGACGAUGAAGACGACGGAUAUGGAGACGCUCUACGACAUAGGAGGCAACCUGAUCGAUGCGCUGAAGAGAGAGAACGUGGCAGUGGGCGACAUAAUACAAAUAGACAAGACCUCGGGAAAGGUGACGAAGCUGGGAAGAGCUUAUUCGUACUCCCACGACUACGACGCAAUGGCGCCGAACGUCAAUUUCAUACCAUGUCCAUCGGGAGAGCUGCAGAAGAGAAAGGAAGUGCUGCACACAGUAACACUGCACGAUGUGGAUGUAAUAAAUUCAAGAUCGCAAGGAUUUUUAUCACUGUUUACGGGAGACACGGGAGAGAUAAAGAACGAAGUGAGGGAGCAAAUUGACCUGAAAGUGCAAGAGUGGCAAGACGAUGGAAGGGCAGAGUUGAUCCAGGGAGUGUUGUUCAUAGACGAGGCACACAUGUUGGAUAUUGAGUGCUUCUCAUUUUUGUCAAGGGCUCUAGAAAUGGAAAACUGUCCAAUAGUAGUGAUGGCCACUAACAGAGGGAUAACGAGAAUUAGAGGAACAGAUUACAAGUCGCCUCACGGAAUACCGCUUGAUGUGCUGGAUCGGCUGCUAAUCAUACCAACAUUUCCAUAUCAGCCUGAGGAUACAAAGAUGAUCAUUGGUCAGAGAUGCGACGAGGAGGACGUGGAGUUGGAAGAGGACUCGCUGGAGCUGCUGGUCAAAGUGGCCACAGACGUAUCGCUAAGAUACGCAUUGCAGCUAAUAACAGCGUCACACCUGAUUAGGCAAAGAAAGGGAGGUGGACCAGUUACCUGUGACGAUAUCAAAAGAUCAUUUAGUCUGUUUCUGGAUGCAAGACGAAGCACCAAAUACCUAAUUGAUUUCCAACACGAAUACAUGUUCUCCGAAUUAAAGAAUCCUGAUGAAAAGAUGGAAGAGUGA